UUAACACCACACGUCUUUGCUGCUGCUGCUUUCCUUUGUGGAAUUUCUUACUGGUGCAGCUUGCCAGAUCAUCGUUUCCUUAACUGCUUACAGUCAGAGGUCUUGUUUUUAUGUUUGAGAGCAAUAUUAAAGAAGCAUUUUGAGCGUGGGAAACGAGCACUGGAACUGUAUUCCAGCUGUAGAAGCUAUAUUGCUAAGACGCAGAAGUUUAAGAUGCAGCUGAAGCUCUUACUUUAGGACAUUUUGGAUACACUGUAAGAUCGUUAAGGUGCAGCUAUGUACCUUUAUGGCAGUGAGGAUUAUGAAGUGGGUUCGGCGGACUCCUACACCAGCCGUCCAUCCGAUUCAGAUGUAUCUCUGGAGGAAGACAGGGAGGCAGUGCGGAGAGAGGCAGAGCGACAGGCCCAGGCACAGCUGGAAAAGGCGAAGACAAAGCCUGUUGCAUUUGCGGUUCGGACAAAUGUUGGUUACAGCGCAGCUCAUGAUGAUGAUGUCCCAGUCCCAGGCAUGGCCAUAUCAUUUGAAGCAAAAGAUUUUCUUCAUGUUAAAGAAAAAUUUAACAAUGACUGGUGGAUAGGACGGUUGGUGAAAGAAGGCUGUGAAAUAGGAUUCAUACCAAGUCCAGUCAAAUUAGAAAACAUGAGGCUACAGCAUGAACAAAGAGCAAAGCAAGGAAAAUUCUACUCCAGUAAAUCAGGAGGAAACUCAUCAUCCAGUUUGGGUGAUAUAGUACCUAGCUCCAGAAAAUCAACACCUCCAUCAUCUGCUAUAGACAUAGAUGCCACUGGCUUAGAUGCAGAAGAAAAUGAUAUUCCAGCAAACCAUCGCUCCCCCAAACCCAGUGCAAACAGUGUAACAUCACCCCACUCCAAAGAGAAAAGAAUGCCCUUCUUUAAGAAGAAGCAGAAAUCGACCGAGCACAUCCCUCCUUAUGAUGUAGUGCCUUCUAUGAGACCAGUAGUUUUAGUGGGGCCUUCCUUGAAGGGAUAUGAGGUGACAGAUAUGAUGCAAAAAGCAUUAUUUGAUUUUUUAAAACAUAGAUUUGAAGGGCGUAUAUCAAUCACACGGGUUACAGCAGACAUCUCGCUUGCCAAACGCUCAGUAUUAAACAAUCCUAGUAAGCAUGCGAUAAUAGAACGAUCUAACACAAAAUCAAGCUUGGCUGAAGUUCAGAGUGAAAUUGAACGGAUAUUUGAAUUAGCAAGGACGUUGCAGCUGGUAGUACUUGAUGCCGAUACCAUUAAUCACCCAGCUCAACUUAGUAAAACCUCUCUGGCUCCCAUUAUAGUCUAUGUAAAGAUUUCAUCUCCCAAGGUUUUACAGAGGCUAAUAAAAUCUCGAGGGAAAUCUCAGGCUAAACACCUUAAUGUUCAAAUGGUGGCAGCUGACAAACUCGCUCAAUGUCCUCCAGAAAUGUUUGAUGUAAUUCUGGAUGAGAACCAACUUGAAGAUGCCUGUGAGCACCUGGCUGACUAUCUGGAAGCCUAUUGGAAGGCCACACAUCCUCCCAGCAGCAGUCCUCCCAACCAGCUCCUCACUCGCACGCUUGCAACAGCCACCCUUCCUGUCAGCCCAGGUCCAAAUGCUAAUUCACAGGGCUCUCAAGGAGACCAGAGGAAUGACCAUUCAGCCCUUGAAAGAACCAGUUCACAAGUAGAAGAGGAAGCACGGGUUGAACCCACCAAGAAAUUGCAACAUCGUUCUUCUUCCUCAGCACAGCACCAUAACCAUCGUAGUAGUGUCAGUCGAGGCCUGUCUAGACAAGAAACGUUUGACUCAGAAACACAAGAGAGCAGAGAUUCAGCUUAUGUAGAGCCAAAGGAGGACUACUCACAUGAGCAUGGUGAUCACUAUGAUUCUCACAGGGAUCACAAUCAUAGAGACGAAUCACAUGGGAGCAGCGAUCACAGACACAGGGAAUCAAGACAUCGCUCAAGGGAAAGGGACCGAGAGCAGGACCACAAUGAAUGCAACAAACAGCGUAGUCGUCAUAAAUCAAGGGACCAAUAUUGUGACAAGGAUGGGGAAGUGGUAUCUAAAAAACGUAAUGACACGGGAGAAUGGAACAGGGAUGUUUACAUCCGUCAGUAACUUUUGCCUCUGGCAGUCUGGUGUUUCUUUGAAGUCUUGUAUAACAACACCCCUUGAAAAUAUCUUUGGGUUCUUCAUCGCAGAACAUGGUAUCCUUCUGUAUGCUGAUUUGUAUUGCUGUUGCUUGCAUAGCAAUAGCAUGAAAUAGAAUAUCCAUAUACUUUUUUUUUUUUUUUGUUAGUGCUAUUACAAAUUGGCAUAGUACAACUGCAGGGGUCCUGAUGGUGUACUGUGCAUUUUUUUUCCAAGCUGUUUUUGGUAGCUGCCACUUGAACAAUAUCUGUUGCCAUCAAGGUGUUGUUAGUGUUUUAAAACAAGGUACAGUUGAUGUUUAAUAACUUCCCAUGUAUUCAGCAAGCCAGAAUCAGCACAUACAAAACUAAAACUGUCGUCUAUUCUGAUUUUUAAUUUGUAUGCACUUGAUUUGCAUAUUAAUUUAAGAGCCACUGUCUGUUGCUUGUACCUCUAGUGGACUCCAUUCGGGGACAGAAUUCAGUCUUGCCUUACACAGGGGAUCAUAAAGUCAAAAUCUAUUUUCUAUGUAUUGGUACUGUGUACUGUAUAUACAGUUUAUAAAUGUUAUUUCUGAAAACACCUUCUUACUAUAUAAGUUUGACCACACUGUUUUAAGAGUCCUAAUGCCAAGUCAGCAGAUUUUCUUUUGAAUUACUGGCAACUGGAACUAGCCUCAUUCAGGAAAUUUGUAACAGUGUUUGAUCUAGACACUUUUUCGUCUGUAGCAUAAAGCUGAUAAUUACUGUAAAUGUGAAUGGAUGCUUGAGAUAAAAGGUUCAAUUCUUAUAUUUUUUGUUGUCCUUACAGACUUUAAAUUUAAAAUUUAUGGUCAAGAUAGAAAACCUAGCACUAUAAAUUGUUCUCUAUGUAAUUCUCACACAUUGCAAUGGGCACAGUCUAAUUUUUGCCUCAUUGUCAAAAAGGCAGAGCAUAUAUGACUAGGAAUGGCAAAAAGAGAGAAUGCAUUUGUAUAUGAGGGAACAGAAGUUUAGAAUGUAGACAAGAAUCUAUUGAACAAAAUAUAGAUUACUCAAAAUGCCAGCCAGUGAGUUUCUUUAUUUUAUCUCUUAAUUUAACUUUAAGAUCCCAAUUCACAUGAGUGAAGGAGCAUGAGGAAGUUUACUGCUGCAGGUAAUUGGGAAAGCAUAAAUCUGCUGGCUCUUUGUUGAGACUCCAGGAGAGUAAAACACAGGCAAAUGUUACUGUGAGUGUUUCACUGGAAAUGUAAAAUCUUUGUGUUUUAGAGUAUUUGUUUUAGUAAGAAAAAGUUUACACAGCUUGUGGAGAGUUAUUUUGUUGGAAAAUAAA
Molecule: messenger RNA, 3414 nt
Organism: Alligator sinensis (Chinese alligator)
Lineage: Eukaryota; Metazoa; Chordata; Crocodylia; Alligatoridae
Gene: CACNB2
Product: calcium voltage-gated channel auxiliary subunit beta 2
Exons: 14
Coding region: 277-2091 (604 amino acids)
Biological process (GO): regulation of voltage-gated calcium channel activity; chemical synaptic transmission; calcium ion transmembrane transport
Cellular component (GO): voltage-gated calcium channel complex
Molecular function (GO): high voltage-gated calcium channel activity; protein binding
Source: RefSeq, a predicted model, not a curated record